Messenger RNA from Pisolithus orientalis, 597 nucleotides. RefSeq names its product anti-silence-domain-containing protein. The record is from RefSeq and is a predicted model, not a curated record. Gene Ontology annotation, biological process: DNA replication-dependent chromatin assembly. The transcript has 4 exons. NCBI's taxonomy places the organism in Eukaryota, Fungi, Basidiomycota, Agaricomycetes, Boletales, Pisolithaceae. Gene Ontology annotation, molecular function: histone binding. Bases 1 to 597 code for a protein of 198 amino acids. Gene Ontology annotation, cellular component: nucleus.
AUGUCGAUAGUCACGAUCAGAAACGUCGAGUGGUUCAACAACCCCGCCCGCUUCCUGGACCCAUACAAGUUUCGCGUCACCUUCGAAUGCAUAGCACCCUUGAAAGACGACUUGGAGUGGAGGCUUAUAUACGUGUCCUCUCCCGGUGACGAAGCCCUCGAUCAAGAACUCGACGACUGUCUCGUCGGUCCUGUCCCCGUCGGUGUCAACUCGUUCGACUUCGAGGGCACACCUCCAAAUUCCUCCAAGAUACCCCCGGACGACGUCCUCGGUGUCUCAGCUCUGAUUCUCACUGGAUCCUAUAAGGACCAAGAAUUCGUGCGCGUCGGUUACUACCAAAAUACUGAAUAUGAUAACGACGAGAUGAAAGAGAACCCGCCCAACCCAAUCAUUUUCGAAAGACUUGUCAGAGAUAUACAUACAAAAGCCCGCGUGACUCGCUUCCAAAUCAAAUGGGAUGUAGCACCACUGCAACAUGCAAGGCCCACAGCAGCUGGAGCCGCUGCUUCUGCUGCAGUUCCCUCUGCAGAUGACCUGGAUACUCCAGAUGACGCAGGCGCUGACCUCAGCCAGAAGCCAAACGGCGCAUCGUCAUAG